ACGGCGUACAAGAGAAUCGACCACUUGUUGGAGGGGUGUGUGCGUAUGUGCGUGUGUGUCGGCGUGUGUGUGUGAUCCUCCCCACAGAAGAAGAGUAAUUCACUGAAAGAUGAAGGAUAUCUGGUGAAGCUGGCCCGACGAACGACAGAAGUUUGCGAUCCUUCUUUCUACCGUGGCUCGUGAUUACAAAUAAUGUUGUGAUCGUGCCGGGAGGAGAAAGAUGAGAUUGAAUCGAAGGACCGUUUCGUUUGGUGUGCUGGUGGUACUGAUUCUGGUGGACGUUUCUGUUGCAAGCAACAACACGUGGGACAAAACUAGGGAGAAGAAGGCCAGGAUCGUGAAGAAGCUGAGGAAGGACUUCCGGAAGCUGAAGAAACAGGACGGCGCGGUGAAGCUUGUGGGCGGGGAAAAUGGUCAUGAAGGAAACGUGGAAAUACUUCACGACGGGAAAUGGGGCAGCGUGUGCGACGACGAAUGGGAUUACUUGGAGGCCAAUGUGGUUUGCAGGCAAUUAGGCUUCGACGGUGCAAUUAAACCGACGGCGAACGGUCACUUCGGCCAGGCCAGAAGAAGAUACUGGAUGGACAACGUGUAUUGCGACGGGAGCGAGGACGAGCUCUCUAAAUGUCGUUUCGACGGAUGGGGUACUUCCGAUUGCGAGAGCAGCGAGGCGGCCGGUGUAAUUUGCGCCCGCGAACAACAGUCCCAGGUGGCGGAGGGGACAGGGUCAAAGAGGAAGCCAAAAAGGAAGCCGGAGAAGUCGAGAAUCAAGGAUAUCCAUCAGCAGGGAGUGGCGAUAAGGCUGGCUGGUGGACGCGUGCACAACGAAGGCAGAGUCGAGGUCAAGCUAGGAAACACAGAUUGGGGUGUCGUCUGCGGCGACGGCUGGUCUCUGUUCGAGGCGGCGGUGGUCUGUCGGCAAUUGGGUCUCGGUUACGCCUCCGACGCCGUUCAGACGAACUUUUUCGGCGGCGAAAGGAUCCCCAUGGCCUUAACCGGGGUACAGUGUCACGGGAACGAGACAAGUCUGAUCGAAUGUCUGCACGACAAGGUUCUGGAUUGUCCAGGACCAUUAGAGAACGUGGCGAGUGUGGUCUGUCGUCGCGAGAUCGCGGAUUUGGUGUUCGAUCACAUCGAACUGAUGCGCACCGCCCAUUUGGAAGACAGACAACUCUACUGGUUGCAGUGCGCGAUGGAGGAGAAUUGCGUCGCGUCGCCAGCUUACACGAUACAAAGGGAGUCGCAGAACUGGCACCUGGAGACCAGGAGGCUGUUGCGGUUCACCGCGAGGAUCCUGAACGCCGGUACCGCGGACUUUCGACCCUCGGUGCCGAAACACUUAUGGGAAUGGCACAUGUGCCACAUGCAUUAUCACUCGAUGGAGGUGUUCGCAACGUUCGACGUGUUCGCCGAGAACGGGACCAGGCUCGCCGAGGGGCACAAGGCGUCGUUCUGCCUGGAAGACAAUCAAUGCCUGCCCGGAGUGGAGCCGAGGUAUAAAUGCGCCAAUUACGGUGACCAAGGAAUUUCCGUGAAUUGCAGCGACGUGUACAAGCAUAAUAUCGAUUGCCAGUGGGUCGACAUAUCGGAACUGCCGCCAGGACAAUACACGUUUAAGGUCGCGGUGAAUCCAGAGUUCAAAGUGGGCGAGAUGUCAUUCGACAAUAACGCGGCGAUCUGUCGUCUCCUAUACACGGAAACUUUUGCCACUGUGCACAGUUGCGUCACGGGAAGGCCUUGAUACACGACGACGAUAACGCCUCUAUGCGCGCGUAUGUGUGUCUGAUUCGUCAAAGAAAAAUCGAGAAGAAAGAUGUAACCCAGGCGAACCGAUGGACGCCAGUUCGUUAUCGAUGUUGUCAAUUAAAAUCCGUCUGGU
This is a messenger RNA of Dufourea novaeangliae, 1879 nucleotides long. It is a transcript of the gene Loxl2, whose product is annotated as lysyl oxidase homolog 3. Gene Ontology annotation, cellular component: membrane. The coding region runs from base 221 to 1741 and encodes 506 amino acids. Gene Ontology annotation, biological process: peptidyl-lysine oxidation. Gene Ontology annotation, molecular function: protein-lysine 6-oxidase activity; copper ion binding. The record is from RefSeq and is a predicted model, not a curated record. Lineage: Eukaryota; Metazoa; Arthropoda; Insecta; Hymenoptera; Halictidae. The transcript is spliced from 9 exons.